This is a messenger RNA of Megalops cyprinoides (Indo-Pacific tarpon), 2254 nucleotides long. Its product is annotated as inositol polyphosphate multikinase-like. Gene Ontology annotation, cellular component: nucleus; cytoplasm. The record is from RefSeq and is a predicted model, not a curated record. Gene Ontology annotation, molecular function: inositol-1,4,5-trisphosphate 3-kinase activity; inositol tetrakisphosphate kinase activity. NCBI's taxonomy places the organism in Eukaryota, Metazoa, Chordata, Actinopteri, Elopiformes, Megalopidae. The transcript has 6 exons. The coding region runs from base 522 to 1727 and encodes 401 amino acids. Gene Ontology annotation, biological process: inositol phosphate biosynthetic process.
UAGCUUCGCGAAAGCCACAAUCAAACGACAGUAUAAUGAUUGUGGUCAGUAUUCAAACACUUCGACUGUUCUUCGUUGACGCGAAACCUUUGAUUGAUCAUUUGCUAGUCUAGUUGGGGAGGAGAGACAGCAUUCCCCAGUGAGGAAGUGGGAUGUGGCCGGACUGGAUGUUGUGCUGGUGCUUAAGAAGUGAAAAAUCACAGGCAGUGUCAGAGUGAGCUUGGGAUCUCAAACCCCCACCUUACUAGCAGCGAAAAAGCCAGCGAGAUAGCUACAUAUAUCUCAUAGUUGUAACUAUAGACUUGAGUUCAGGUGUCUGAUGACUGAACGCUACAACAUUUAUGUCUAGCUAGACAGCAAAAUGAAGACUCGUUUUGUCUUCAUCGAUUAUGUGUUGUGGGGGUCCUGCUUGUCGUAUAAUUUUGCAUGUAUUUUAAUAUACGUGUGAUAUGAUAUUCCACUUCAGUCUUUUUUUUAACGAGGUGGCAUUAGCUAGCUAGCUAGCUAGUUAACUCAAACCCAUGCUUCAAAUUUCAACUCGGCACCAGAUCAUGGACUCAUCUCUUGCGCUCGGAAGACUGGAGAUCAAAAGUUCAGUAAGACAGGAGAGUGACCACUGUGGACCUGCGAAUGAGAAAAACCUUCAGGACGGACCACAAGCGCAACUGAAUGGAUGCGUACCACUCUCUCAUCAGGUAGCAGGUCACAAAUAUGGAGUUGAUAAAGUAGGUAUUCUGCAGCAUCCGGAUGGCACUGUUCUGAAGCAGCUGCAGCCCCCUCCUCGAGGUCUGAGGGAAAUGCAGUUCUAUAGCAAGGUUUUUUCAGAGGACUGCAGCAACCCAUGCCUUCUAGACCUUCAGUGUUUUCUCCCAACUUACUAUGGCACCUGGUCUUCACCGGAGACACCUAAUGAUAUGUACCUGAAGCUGGAGGAUGUGACGCGCAGGUUUGUCAAACCAUGUAUCAUGGAUGUGAAGAUCGGCCAGAGGAGCUACGACCCCUUUGCCUCCCAGGAGAAGCGAGAGCAGCAGAUUAAGAAGUACCCUCUGAUGGAGGAGAUUGGCUUCCUGGUCCUGGGCAUGAGAAUCUACCAGGUGACCUCAGACAGCUACGAAACUUACGACCAGCAUUAUGGAAGGAGCCUAGUGAAGGACACUCUCAAAGAUGGUUUAGCCAAAUUCUUCCACAACGGGAGCACACUGAGAAAAGACGCCAUCUCCGCCAGCAUCCAGCGGGUCCGGGAGAUCCUGCGGUGGUUUGAGGGCCAGAGUCAGUUCCACUUUUAUGCAAGCUCUCUGCUAUUUGUGUAUGAAGGCAGCCCGUCGGGGAAGACGAACGCCCCCAAAACAGGAAGGGUAAACGGAGGAGUGACAGUGAACAACAACAACAUCCGCGGGGUUAGCCCGGCGGAGAACAGCCAGGGCCUCCCCAACACGUCCAGGCUGCAGAAGGGGGACUUCGCUCACAACACGUGUGAAUGUCCGCAAGACAACGGCGUACGGAAGUGCGGUCCGCAGAUCUCACUACAGCUGCCCAACGGCAACAGCCUCGGCAUCCGAAGUGAGAUGGAGGAGAGCCCUGGGGGGCCGGGUUUGCUGACGUGCAGUGGCGUGGAAGUGAGGAUGAUCGACUUUGCCCACGUUUUCCCCAGCAAGAUGCCAGACGAAGGCUACAUAUUCGGACUGAGGAGCUUACUAUCAGGAUUGCAGCAAAUCCUUGACCAAUGAGCUCACCGGUUCUCCCUCAGCGUUGGUUCUCUUCUAAUGCACUUCUUAUUAACUGGGGCCAAUUUUAAGCAGAAAAGUUUGGAAUAGUCUGCACUAUCAGUGGUUCAUCACUUCUUUGUAAUGCUUAAAGAUAUGCUUGUUUUUUUUCAUUUUAGUCAAGGUUUAGAACCAUCUUACUCAGGUAAAUUGAUUCAUACUCAUAUUUUAAUGGUCAUGUUGCAGAGUCUUGUCCAUGGUAGUUUUCCCUGUUGUGGACUUGCAAACGUCGACUUGCAAACAUUUUUAUAUUGAACUUUUAUAUUCAUCCUUAUGUUGAACGGUUUUACAGUUUGGCUUGCACAAGAGAACGUGGCAUAAGUUUGCAGAGAGAUGGGAGUUAGUGGAACUGUGGUACACUCCUGCUAAUAAGAGGUCUCUGUUCUGGAAAUGAUCCCAAAAAUUGACAGAACUACUGAUGAUUUAAUGUAUUUUAAUGUAUUUCCACUAAGUGUAACCAAAUAACCAGAAAGCAUAGGAAAAUACCCUUU